UUGAAAAUAUAAAACCAAGAUAUAUUCAAAUACCUCUAACAAUAUUAAUUAUAAAACCAUUUUUAUAAUAUUUUUAAAAAAAAAAUUGUAUAAAAUUUUGCACAAUAAUAAUAGAUGAAAACGAACUAAGAAAAAUCUCAAUAUACAUAAUUGACAUAAGGCAUGUUAGAAUUGACGCAAAUGUUGUAUAAUAAAAAAUGUUAAAUAAGAAAAUAAUGAUAAUUCUUCGACGGAAACAUGUGAUAUAAUUAUACGCAAGUAGCGCGUAAUUACGAAUCUUCAUAAUGUAUUAUAGUUAUAUCGUUUACGAGAAGGAUAAAAAUACAAAAAUAUCCCAUAGACCGAAUAGAAAAAUAAAUGAAAAUACAAAUAAUCAAAGUUACUUCCUUAUUGCUUCCAUUAAAUUUUUUUAUAAUGAUUUUGUAAUGAAUACACGCUCUUUCAGACAUCGCAAAAUAUUUUCGUUCAACAGCACGAUAGCGACGUUUUUUUCACGUUAUUUAUACGUCAAAUAAUAAAGUACCUAUUCAUAAUUUAGACAUUCGUAAUAUAUUAUUUGCUCAUAAAAAUAUUUCAAUUUUCUAGUAAAUAGUGUUUUAUAAUUCUGACAGUUUCUGAUAGUUUCAGCAAUGAUCUCAAGGUCACCAUUCAUCGUUCGAUUCCAAACUUCGGCCACCACGUAACGGUGUGUUAUAAUUUGCCAAACAGAUUAGAAGAAUUUUGUCAAGUCUUGUUGUUUCGUCCCAUUAGCACCAUCAUCCGCACGGCCAAUGUUUUGUCGAAUUGAACGAAUUGUUGAAUAUUCAAAAACGAAAGCGAAAAACAAUUCCUACACAAUUCUUUAAAAAAAAAAUAUAUAAAAUAUUUGACAAUCGAUUCGAAUUUCUGUCUCAAAAUUUACACGAUUUUUUUCAGAUUAAAGAAAGAAGAAAAUUAUAAAUAACAGGUGAAAAUGGAGUUGGACAAUAAAUUAGCAACGAGUAGCUCGAGAGAUACAGUUACGAGUGUAUAUAGAAGACACGAGGCGAAGUUCCUUGAUCAUUCAUCUUUGGAUGUGAAGAAGAUGAUACGCGUAUUAAUUUCAGUGCUUUUAGCAAGUCUGUCGAUCCACUCGGUCUUGCCUCAAGUGAUAUCAUAUGCGAAAGUGUCGAGAAACGGUCAAGAGGACAUGGACGCGAGGAACGAUGAUCCGUGGAUCUUCAGCAAUGGAACGCAAAGCGAAUCGAGGAGUAUCAAGAACAUAGCUAUCACUAUGUCACCUGUAUACAUCUCACCGAAAAUUCAAAAUCUAAAGAAUGGCGAAGCGGUUAAUUAUCCCUCUGUUGGAAGAUACACAACAUUGGACCACGAAUUAUUAGCACAACUGAACACAAAGAACGCAAAGAAACAGAUUCAGGACAGGUAUCAUCCAUCGCCGCUUAGCUUCAAAAACAAGGAACCAUCGAACGAUAUGAAGGAAAACUUGAAACCUGCCAAUCGUCCAAGCAAUCCACCAAGCGGCCCACCAAGCGGCCCACCAAGCGGCCCACCAAGCGGUCCACCAACUGGCCCAUCAUCUUCGAGCAUGUUCGACUUUUCUAAGCCAACGUUUUCAGAGAGCUACGACUAUAAACCACCAGAUUACUUAAGCAGUAAGCCGAUUUCGAAACCGCCAGAUUACCUCGGCGACAAACCGAUCUCGAAGCCAAUGUCGAUGGACGACUACGGAGAUUCUGAGAUAAGUGACAAGCCACCAGAUUCCUACAAACCGGAUUCUUACAUGGCGUCCCACGAUUCCGACUACUCCGAUUAUCAGCCGGACACGUCUUACAACAAUGAUUCACCGAAACCGAUCGAGUAUUCCGGCCAUCUGGAUCAUCCGCCAUACGACGACCACCAUUCUUACGGCCACCAUCAUCAUCACGAGGUGAUCUACGACCACAUACCGGAAUACCACACCGAACAACCGGAAAUGAACGAUCAGAGGCUCAACAAGAGGCCAUACUCUUAUUAUUACAUAGGAAAGAAGCUUUGGUACAUUCCACUGUAUUUCAGCAUCUAUUUCAUCAUAUACAUCGCUGCCCUGGUGUUGAAGAGCAUCGCAAGGCACAAGAUCACGUUCCCCGCGCAUUUGGCCGAUGCUGUGAAUCACGAUCACGGUAGAUCGUACAACGAUUUCAGCUGGUGGGAUUUCGCGGGUGAAGCGUUGCAGGGUGUCGAGAGUUUUGCCGAGAAGUAUGGAAAAAUUUUUUAGAUUUUUUAAUGAUUUGAAUCACGAGUUGCAGCCAGUUUUGGGAUACUCUAUAUUUGGAAAAUGAGUAUCGCGCGAUACGAGUUAUAUAUAUAUAUAUAUAUAUUGAAUCCUUAUUACUUUUGAACAUAUUACACGAUCUAAUGUUAUGAUAUUGGUGAAUGUUUUGACGAUAUACACAAAUCGCUCGCAAUGGUUAAAUUAAGUUCGUGGAAUUCUAAUUUCGACAACACAUCCACCGUUUGUUUGUAAUAUAACUUUAGUAAGUAAUAUAAAUAAGGUGUACGUAUUACAGUACGAGCAAUAAUUUUGUACGUGUACAUAUUAAGUUUUUUGUAAAUAUUUAAUGUAAUAUUUAUAUAAAAAGUGUACGAAUAAUUUCACGCUAUUCAUAAAUAUAUACGAGGUAAUCGUAAC
Apis florea (little honeybee) is the source of this 2647-nucleotide messenger RNA. RefSeq lists its product as uncharacterized. The record is from RefSeq and is a predicted model, not a curated record. NCBI's taxonomy places the organism in Eukaryota, Metazoa, Arthropoda, Insecta, Hymenoptera, Apidae.